Molecule: messenger RNA, 1299 nt
Organism: Lolium perenne
Lineage: Eukaryota; Viridiplantae; Streptophyta; Magnoliopsida; Poales; Poaceae
Source: RefSeq, a predicted model, not a curated record
CACACUCCACCCACCACACCAGCGUGUGUCGUGGCUCUUGCCCUCGUUCACAAGGGGUGUGUCCACACGUCAGGGACUCCGCCACAAGGAAGAAAGAGCCUUUAGUCUCUCUCUCUCUCUCUCUCUUCUGUUCAGUGAGAGCUACUUAUAUCCAGAGCUAGGGAUCGUUGCGACGCACAAGGCACGACAUAGUAUACACGGAGGAAAAAAACACAAAGCAAUCACAUCAAGAGCAAGAGGGAAGAAAGGGCAGCAAGGAACCAGAAUGCAUCCUCCUCCCGCUGCUGUCGUCGCAGCUCCUCCUGCUGCUGCUGGUGGUGGCGGUGGUGGUGGUGGCGCCGCCGCCGUCAAUGCUGCCGGACGUCCACCAGGGUACAAGUGGCGGCCCGUGCGGUCCUGGGGCGCCCUCACUUGGGUGCAGGUCGGCAUCGCCGCCACGGCUGCUGCCUUCGCCCUCUUCGCGUCCACGCUCAGGCCCACCGACUUUCCCUACGUGCCGGCCCAGUGCGUGACCACGGCCGCGGAGGUCCUGGAGCUGCGCUACUACGCGGGCCUGCUGCUGAGGUGCGCCAUGGCGCAGGCAGGCGCGGCCGCCGCGGCGCUCGUCAUCACGCCGCCGUCCACGCUCAAGGGGUGCCUCGCCGGGUUCGCCAACCUGCUCGGGCUGGUCACGCUCACCCACCUCUUGGAUGUCGUCCGCAGGGUCCUCGCGGCCACCGGCGGGUCCUGCUUCACCGGCCACUUUCGCACCGUGGAGUACAUCUUCCACGUCAUCACCGCCGACGCUUUCCUCUUAGCCAUACCACUCAUCUGGUUCUUCGGCCAGUAGCUACAGCAGAGCUACCCAUGCAUGACUAUGAACCCAUCCAUGCAUGUGGCUAUAUCUAGAGAAAUCACCAUAUUAUGCAUAUAUAUGUUUGCUGCGUGUGUCCUAUAGAUUGCAAUCACGUCUAGGAAAUUAAUUAUAGUGCUAAGAACCCAUCCAUGUGGCUCUCUCGAUCUAGUUAGGUUCACCAUAUUAUGCACAUAUGUGUGGUUCGUGUGUCCUACACGUACCUCUUCGUGCCCAAGAUUGUGUCGAGCAUAGCCAUGGUGGCGACCACGUCUAGGGAAUUAAUUACAGUACGUGCUAAGAAUCUUCCAGUUCUAAUGAGUUGAGCCAUGAUUUUCUCAUCUUCCUAUUGGUUUGAUUUUUGGCUAUAUAUGCGGCCAGUAGUUAUAUAUGCAUGGUGGGCUGGCGACCACGUCUAAUGUAUUACAGUGGUAAGAAUCGAGUUCUAAUAAAAUUGUGUUGAGCUA